AUGUCGUGGAAAGCCAUCACACCCGGUGUCUACGAAAGACCCCUCGGGGACUUAGAGAAGAGUAUGCUGCCUGCGGCACUGAUUCACGCGCGCGAGGUAUAUUCUCGCGAGCCAAAUCUAGUCCACACGGUGGUCGACUUCUCCAUCCCAUGCGAGGGCCCGCAGGUGGCAGUCGCUCUGCGUGAAGGCUGGAAAGCGCUGCGAUUGUUGAAGUCUCCUGAUAUCGCCACCACCUAUCAGAACCGCCAACCGGAAGGAGUGAAGCAAUAUCGGGCCGUCACAGCUGAGGAACUGGAGGCCUGGGCACAGCAGACCUUGCUAGAACUCCCCCCGGGCCAGACUGUUCACUCGGCCAUUGCGAACAUGCGCCUGCUGCCGGACUGGUUGCCCUUUUGUUAUCUGCUACCCAAGGACCGCGCGGGGGAUGGUGUUUUCCACGGGCAACUGAUCUUGUGCAUUAGUCACUGGCGCACCGAGGCCACGGGUUGUCUCCAGCUGCUCCACCACCUCCUGCGCUUCACGACAGACCUGCUUCCCGGUGCCGAGAGUUCGACGUACAACAGCCUCGCGCAACAUGUCCCUGGCAGUGAAGUGAACCUGCUGUCCCCCUCGCUGGAGGAAGUGGUCAUGCCGGGGGAACGUCCAACCAGCUCGGACGCCCAGCAGAGGGUCGACGCCGACUAUGCGCGGUUCUAUGCCGCCCAACCCUCGAUCAACUUCGCCUCCCUGACCCCCUUGCGCGGGAUUCCCUCGCACAUACGGCUGCACCAACGCAUCUACACGCAGCAGACUACCAACCAGCUCCUCGCCCGCUGCAAGGCCCAUGCAAUCACGGUGAGCGCCGCCAUCCACACCGCCUACCUGGCUGCUGUAUGGCAGCUCGCCGACCCCUCGACCCGUUCGCGGUCAUACGCAGGAAUGAUGCCGGCCCAAAUCCGGAGUCGCCUGGCCCCAACGUCGGCCUUGCACGACCAGGGCGCCUGGUCCCCCGCGCAGCAACUGCUCAUCACCCUUAAGGCCCCAAGCAAGGACAGCAACAACCCAGCGCAGUUUGUGGCCCGGGCCCAGACCGUACGCCAGCAAUAUCAGCGAGUCCGUGAGCCCGACUGGCUGUACGCGGAUCAGCGUGCCAUCACCGCCGCUCGUGUCCACUACUUUGCGUCCAGCGGCGGCGACACCAGCGUCAUGCCGUGGUUCAGCAGCCUCGGCCCGCUAGACCAGGGUCUAUUCCCGGCCGUGAUCGGGGCCUUCCGUAUCCACAAUUUCGCCUGCUGGUCGGAUUUCCUCUCGGCCGGCAUCACGCUCAUGGUCUGGACGCACGAUGGAAUGCUGAGCCUCCAGGCGUUCUGGAAUGCGGCCUUUCACGCGGAUGAUCAGAUCCGGCAGACCUUGGAUGUCGUGGAGGGCGUGCUGGGUGAUGGACUGGGGGGAGGCUGGCCGCGCAGGCGGUCCACUGGGUUGAUUGUUAGCUCCUGCCGACCGUGUACAAAGUCGAUGCAUAGGUAG
This is a messenger RNA of Penicillium canariense, 1506 nucleotides long. RefSeq lists its product as uncharacterized. The coding region runs from base 1 to 1506 and encodes 501 amino acids. The record is from RefSeq and is a predicted model, not a curated record. The transcript has a single exon. Lineage: Eukaryota; Fungi; Ascomycota; Eurotiomycetes; Eurotiales; Aspergillaceae.